This is a messenger RNA of Dothidotthia symphoricarpi CBS 119687, 2859 nucleotides long. RefSeq lists its product as uncharacterized. The transcript has 4 exons. Gene Ontology annotation, cellular component: chromatin. Bases 1 to 2859 code for a protein of 952 amino acids. Lineage: Eukaryota; Fungi; Ascomycota; Dothideomycetes; Pleosporales; Dothidotthiaceae. Gene Ontology annotation, biological process: DNA-templated transcription; regulation of transcription by RNA polymerase II. Gene Ontology annotation, molecular function: DNA-binding transcription factor activity, RNA polymerase II-specific; RNA polymerase II cis-regulatory region sequence-specific DNA binding; zinc ion binding. The record is from RefSeq and is a predicted model, not a curated record.
AUGGACUCUUCGGACCGCUUCCGCCAGCCCGGACUGCAGCAGUACCAGUCGCUGAGCCAGAGCUACCAGAGCCAGCAGAACCAGCUCCCCACGCUGCCACCUCUCCAGCACAAUGGCAGCCAGUUUCCUUCCAUGUACGGUCACAACAGCAACCCACAGACGCCCCAGCCACACACGCCUGUGACGUCUGGCUCGAGUACCACGAUCCCCUCGCUGCAACACCCACCGCUCCGGCCUAUCCAGCCGUCGCCCUCCUCGUAUCUGCCUAUGACGUCGGCGUACUCACAGGCGCCGCUGCUUCCCACGGCGGCAGCCCACGCCAACGGUCACCAGCUCGGUCACCCGUCAGGCAUGGGUCUGUCCCACGCUUCACUAUACCCUCACCCCCCUGUUCUCGCCAACCAGGAGCCCGAGCCGGUGCAUGUCGUCGGCCAACAGGGUCGUCGCGGCGUCCUGCCCACGCACCCUGGUCGGCCAGCUCCUGCUGUAGGCAAGACACCCACCACAGCUACCAAGAACGCCGAGGGCAAAUAUGAAUGUCCCCACUGUAACAAAACAUAUCUGCACCUGAAGCACCUGAAGCGCCAUCUUCUGCGACACACGGGUGAGCGACCGUAUCAAUGCCAUCUUUGCAAAGACACGUUCAGCCGAAGCGAUAUCCUGAAGCGUCACUUCCAAAAGUGUUCCAUACGAAGGGGUAACCCGACUGGAGCAAACCAUCUACAGCAUGCGCAGGUGCAUCUGCAGAAGAACAGGCCCCCAAGUGGCGCAGAGACCAACUCGUACCUGAACCACAUUGGCGGCACUUCUAUGCCAUACCCUGCUCCGGCAAACUACGCUCUUGGUAUGGCGCAGAUGCCUACUGUGGGAGCUGACCAGUUCGGCAACGAACUGCCUUCCAUGGCCAAUCAUCAGUCCCACCAAUCGAUGUCUGCGCGGACUUCGCGCUCGAACAGCUUGAUCCGCCCUGGUAGUGGCAUGGACGAGAACCGAAGGAGCAUAUCUGGAAUGGACUUUGCAAGCUCAAGGGUGAACUUCAACGACUUCCGACCAAACGGCGUCCCCAAUGGGUACGCACCGCAGCAGGAUCAGAAUGGUCCAGGCGCUACGAACCACUACAGCUACGAUCAAGGCGCUGCAAAUUCCGCUAUGGCGCAAAACGGCAUGCCGAUCAAAUCGGAGGGUGCUGAUACGGCUUCCUAUGGCGACUCGAACUUGCCCAACGUGGAUGGAAUCUCUAAUGGCCAGGACAACUCAUUGUGGCGGAAUGGAGCGUUCAACGGAGAUUCGAACUUUAUGAAUAACAGUACGGCAGAUGAUACACCAAAUGAUACCUUGUUCGCGCUGUAUUCGAACACUUCCGGCUUCGUCGACACUUCCCCAAUAUCUAAUAACUGGUUGCUCGGCCAAUCUUCACCUGAUCCCCUGCAACACAAAGCCGAGGCGCUUGUGACAUUCUGCUUCCCUAACGCGCCCAUGAUUACUCCCGGAUCGAACGAGGCUUUUGCUUGCGAAGCGCUCAAAAACAUCAUUACUGGAGACAACAUGAAAACCUUUCUGCACCAAUACAAGCACUUCCAUUCCCACUGGCCACUCAUUCACACUCCGACAUUCGAUCCCCUUUCUGCGAACGACGGACUUGUUUUAUCUAUGUGCUGCGUCGGCGCUGUUUAUUCCAAUAGGCUAGGCCCCAAGGAGGUCCGUUGGCUGAUGGAGCUCGUCCGCUCGUCUGUUUUAAGAACAUCGCAAGUCUACAAGCUGGUUACUCAAAAUCAAAUCGUCGAUUCCAACCGUUUCUCACCAAGCGACAUCGAAGAGCUCCAGGCGCUCUCACUUCUUACCAGUCUCUUUUUGUGGCACGGCGAUCAAAGGCAGCGACAAAAGGGCCGGGAAGAGUUUUGGGCUCUCGCGAACAUUGCACGACGUACCGGUCUGCUGCAGCCUCUUCCUCUAGAAAACCCUCAAUCUAGCGCCUUCCACCAGCCCGGUCCUAUCACUGCAGAGGGUGUUAACUCUUGGAAUUGGAUGUCUUGGGUUGACAACGAGAAACGGGCGAGGGUCAUGUCAUACAUCUUCCUUAUUGACGCUUGCUCUGUCAUCUUCUUCAACGAGCAACCACAAUUCGAUGUCAACGAAAUCAAGUCCACGCUACCUGCUGACGACGCAGCCUGGGAUGCCAAGUCUGAGGAAGAGUGUGCGGGCGCUCUCGGCCUGAGAGGAGAAGCAGCGCAGGCAAUGAAUGCAUCAGGAAGCAGACGACCAAAGCAGAUGGGCAUGGCGGAGGCUCUGGAAUUCAUGUUUGUGGGUGGACGUGGACGGUUCCCUGACCGCGGGACCAAUGUGUUCGGAAAGUUCAUCCUCAUACAUGCCAUCCAUGUUCAAAUCUACAACGUCCAGCGCCAGAUUCUGCAGCGAGUCUGUUCAAGCGGUACAAGCACACCUAAAUCUCAGGGUGACGGCCCUGCUACUCCACCAAGCGGCAUCAACGAGAAAGUUCAGCUAUUGCUUCGACAGACUGUUACCGCUCUUGAACUAUGGAAGACCUGCUGGGACAUCGAUCUUGCGCUUCAGUUCCCUCAAAACGAGCGUCGAUUAGGUUUCUGCAGAGACGGUGUUCAUUUCUACUUCCUUGCCCGCGUUUUUCUCCGGAAUUCAAGACGGGAAGAGUGGGCAGCACCUGCAGAUCUCCGUUGCCGGCAUGUCUUCAAUUUCCUGAAGCAGAUCAGAGCCCAUGUUGCUUCUGAAUCCGCGCAGAAAGGCAUUGAUCUUGGAUCGGUCACUACCAUUGCCGACGAUUACGGGAUAGCCGACCUUACGCUUGACAUGAAGUACUUGUUCACGCCUCUCCAGGACCCUUGA